CAGACGAUGGCCACGUCAAUUUUGCACGAGUCUGGCAAGCCCGGAGCCACACGAUACCGAAUCCACCAUUCGAAUCCACCAUUCACCUUCGGGCGAGAUUACUAGAAAGCGGAUGGUGGCUAGCGUCUGGCGUGAUGACGCGUCUCUAACAUCCGAGUCCCAAUCUCACUAGGUCCAUCAGAUAACCACUGGCGCUAAGGACCAUGAUCAAGGCAGAAGAUUUUCUUCUGUCAAAAGAUAUCUUUUGCACUGCUCGCUUGAUCAUUUGAUCUUCUAUUGGGAUCAUAUCCUGGAAAUCAAAGAGCUCUCAAAACCAUGCGCUCGUCGCAGUCUCUACUGGCGAUAUGCUCGCUGCUGAGCUUAUCGGGUGGAUCUGCAGCAUCUGCAGACUCUGAUGCGGUGAUCCAAAACGCCAACCACAUUUUCAAUGUGAUCCAAGAUUCCAUGCGUCAAUGGGGUUCGUCACUUCAUCACAAUGGUGUGUCUUUCUUCCUUGCGCAUGUUCCAGCGGGUACACAGUUAUACCACGGUACUUCCAAGUCAACUCCGGUGAAUGGUACUGAAUGGCUUGCCUUUGAACCCGAGCAUGCGAUGGUAUUCGCACGGCCUCAUAGGGGCGGCCCCCCUCGACGUCCGGAGGGCCCUGAUGAUAAGGAAGAUAUAGAUGAUGGACACCAUGAAGAGCUUCGUCGUCGCCAGCAUCAUGGUCCGGGUGAUAAACCUACUGGACCACCGCCUGAUAUGCCGCCGCCUUUUGAUGUCUUCGAGGCUUCCGAGGAGGAGCAGGGUGGCUAUCUUCAUACCUAUGCCACCGCAAAGGAUCUUCGUCUGGUGUAUAUUGAUGGUAUGUCUGCAGCCAAGACGGACAAGGGCACACUUGACUCGCAAGAUGUGCUUUUAUUCAACAAUACGCUGGAUGACACACCGAGAGAUGGCCAACGCGGACCCAUGGGCGAGUUUGAGCGCGCGACCAAGGCAUGUGAAAUGUCAGAGAACGAGUGGGGUGGCCGUAUCGAUGGUGUACUUCGCAUGGAGGCUGGUUUCGAGGUUAUCCUAUGUGCGUUCGAGCGUGACUUGACUCCCGUGCGGAUAAUUCAGGUCCAGUCGGACUCGAGGGAAGGUGGUCGCGCGGGUCGGAUGCAUGAUGGACAUGCCGGUCCGAGGAAGGAUGAUGAUGGGAAGAGAAGAGGUCCUCCGGGAGGACCAGGUGGAGGCAUGGACUCGGCUCGCUGGAUGCGUGCAGUGACUGCGCGGUAUGGUGGAAUCGGAGGGGACAGGGUUUCCCUCAACUAUGACCAUUUCGUGACUGCAUUCGCAUACGACCUGGACCUUUUCCAAGACAACUCGUCCCUACCACGCCUGGGACAAGUCCCUGAUGAUGAACUGGACGUCGUACGCAGAGAUUUGAAUGCACUUGUUUUGGCCCACGAUGCGGGUGAGACCUCCCGCAACUGGCAGGCCAUCACGGACAUGAUUGUGAAGCGAUACAGCGACGAACUGUCCUACCUAGCAUCUGGCGGGUUCAACGAUAUCAAGAGCCUGCACCGACACAUCGAAGCCAUCUUGACCCCGUUCAUUGACUACAGCGAGCGGGACGCUACGUCCGAGGCCGAGCGAUGCGCCACGCAGUUCCUGCCCUUAGCAACGCAGGACUCGCAUGUGGUAGCAGCACGAGCAGUGCACAGCGUUGCACACCGUGUCUGUUCGACUCUGCUAGGAGCCUGGACCGAGGAAGACCUUGAGUCUGCGGUGCAAAAGGUUCAAGCUUUGAUCGACUAUCUGGACUGGACGAGCUGGAAGAAAUGCCGUGGCUGCGCAGACCAUGAAAUCUGCGUGGUGCCGAUCUGGCCUAUGGGAUCGGUGGCCGACUAUGAGAAGCCAACGUGCAGAGAGGCCUCGAGUCCGUACGAUGGCAAUGGGGAGAGUUACUGGGGUGGAAGACACCAUUAACUUUUGGCGUCGUGGGAGUAUAGUUGAUUAAUUAGUCGCCUGAUACCGAAGUAGGUAAAUCAAGAGCGUUUGGGUAAUUUCCGAAUACGUUUGUAAAUGGCACUAUUGGAAUUUCAAGUUGGCCUUUUGGUGACUAUUUGUCAAUCGUGGAAAAUGUUCAUUCAAGCAUUCUA
Messenger RNA from Penicillium brasilianum, 2123 nucleotides. NCBI's taxonomy places the organism in Eukaryota, Fungi, Ascomycota, Eurotiomycetes, Eurotiales, Aspergillaceae. The record is from the annotation of a GenBank genome assembly.